This is a messenger RNA of Gastrolobium bilobum, 1902 nucleotides long. RefSeq lists its product as uncharacterized. Lineage: Eukaryota; Viridiplantae; Streptophyta; Magnoliopsida; Fabales; Fabaceae. The record is from RefSeq and is a predicted model, not a curated record. Bases 1 to 1902 code for a protein of 633 amino acids. Gene Ontology annotation, molecular function: protein dimerization activity. The transcript is spliced from 2 exons.
AUGGAGUCAAACAUAAAUGAAAGCAAUAGUUCAAUACAAUCCAAUGUACAAGUUGUGAACACUGAAGUUGAAAACUUCAACAGACCAUUGUGGAGUUACGUUACUAGAGUUGAGGAUGGAACAAAUGCAGGAGGGAAUAUGAGUUGGAAGUGUAAGUUUUGCCAACUUGAAUACAGAAGUUCAUACACGAGAGUAAAUGCCCAUUUGUUAAAGAUUAAAUGUAAAGGGAUUGGAGUGUGUAAGAAGGUUAAGCAGGCAUCUUUGAUGGAAAUGGGAAAACUGGAAGAGGAAUAUUCUAAAAGGGUGAGGAAUAAUGCACCGAAACAUGUUCCUUUACCACCUAGUACCUUUUCAACUACAACUAGUACAUCUGCUAAAAGAAAAAUAAGUGAUGAAGGAACUGCAAAUAUGGGUCCUGUUGAGAGGGCUUUCAAUAUGGGGGAGCGGGAAGAAUUGAAUCAUAAUAUUGCUCAGAUGUUUUAUUCUGCUAGAUUGCCAUUUCAUUUGGCAAGGAACCCGUACUUUCAACAAGCAUUCACUUAUGCUGCAAGUCAUAACAUUUCAGGUUAUCGGCCCCCUGGCUAUAACUUAUUGCGAACUACUUUUCUAACUCAGGAAAAGGAUAAUAUUGAUAGGUUAUGUAUCCCUUCCCGAUCUCUUUGUAGAUCAAAUGGUGUGAGUAUUGUCAGUGAUGGAUGGAGUGAUUCCCAAAGGAGGCCAAUAAUUAAUUUCAUGGCAGUAUGUGAUGGUGCAGCCAUGUUUUUAAAAAGUGUUGAUUGUUCUGGUGAUACGAAGGAUAAAUAUUUUAUCUUCAACUUGCUAAAGGAAGUAAUUCAAGAGGUUGGGGUGAAGAAGGUGGAGAAGGUAAUAACGGAUAAUGCUGCUAAUUGUAUGGGUGCAGGGCAGCUUAUUGAGCAAGAAUAUUCGACCAUCAGUUGGACACCAUGUGUUGUUCACACGUUGAAUUUGGCUUUGAAGAACAUUUGUGCAGCCAAAAAUGUGGAGAAUAAUGAGAUUACUUAUGGAGAAUGUAGUUGGAUAUCUGAAAUUAUUGGUCAUGUUUCAAUAAUCAAGACUUUCAUCAUGAGUCAUUCUAUGAGAUUGUCUAUGUUUAAUGAGUUUGUGCCAUUGAAGUUGCUUUCUAUUGCUGACACCCGAUUUGCUUCUAUGAUUGUUAUGUUAAAGAGGUUCAAGUUGAUAAAGGCUGGCCUCCAAAACAUGGUCAUUUGUGAAAAAUGGAAUAUUUAUAAAGAUGAUCAUCAAGGAAGGGCAAGACUAGUGAAGGAGAAGAUAUUGGAUGAUGAGUUCUGGGCAGAUAUUGAUUACAUCCUUGCUUUCACUGCUCCCAUUUACGAUAUGAUCAGAUUUUGUGACACUGAUAAACCUUGUCUUCAUUUGGUUCAUGAUAUGUGGGAUGCGAUGAUUGAGAAGGUAAAGAAUGUAAUAUACUUGAAAGAAGGGAGGAUGAAUGAUCCAAAUCGAGUUUCUCCAGACAAUGAUGUGGAGAUUAAUUUAGAAGUAAAAAAGUUCUUCAGGAGACAUUUUUCUAGUAUGGAGGAAAGGGCUACAGUAAAUUUGGAGUAUGUCAACUUUGUUCAAAUGAAGGGAGAUUUUAGAGAGUUUGAGGCUAUUGAAAAUCGAUAUACAAUGAAUCCCAAUGAUUGGUGGGGAGUUCACGGUUGUAGUGCACCUUUGCUUAAAAAGCUAGCUUUGAAACUCACUGCACAACCCUCUUCUUCAUCAUGUGUUGAACGCAAUUGGAGUACCUACUCUUUUGUGCAUUCUAUGAAGAGGAAUAAAAUGGAUUCCAAACGAGCUGAAGACUUAGUUUACAUACAUAGCAACCUUCGGCUCUUAUCAAGCAAGAGUCCAAAAUAUAAUGAAGGAGAAAGUCAAUAUUAG